Messenger RNA from Paracoccidioides lutzii Pb01, 180 nucleotides. RefSeq lists its product as hypothetical. The coding region runs from base 1 to 180 and encodes 59 amino acids. The transcript has a single exon. The record is from RefSeq and is a predicted model, not a curated record.
AUGAUCGAAACCCUUGGGGAAGCAGGUUUCAGAAAUUAUGCUGUCAAGUACAUAAGAACGGCGAUCGAAGGCCGAAAUGAAGAGAUAUGGGUGAAAGAUGGAAGGGAGGGAGAGGCGCAACUUGAUGGAACCGUUUCGGAGAAGGCUGGACCUAUGAACGUCGGCUUAUUCAGACCCUGA